UCUUCUGAACAAAACCGACAGUAACCCGGCCUACCGCAUCUCCUCCAGUCGCCUCGCAUCUUCAUCUCCUUUGACUACCACCAGCUCUCACCAUCCCAUUCUAGCCCAGCUCUCACCCUAUCCCUCGCACCGUGACACUACCAUAUCAAAUUAAAGACGAUGUCUUCUUCAGGAGCAAACCUUGAAAGUUAUAAAAUUCCACUGGAGGAGAUAAAACGUGCCACUGAAAACUUCAGUAGGCAACGAUGCAUAGGAGGCGGUGGAUUUGGUGCAGUCUACAAAGGAAAACUCUCACAACGCUCGGAAAACCGCACAGUUGCAAUCAAGCGCCUGGGUAAGGACAGCGACCAAGGAGAGCAUGAGUUCCUGAACGAGCUUGAGAUGAUUUCCAAAUUCCACCACGAAAACAUCAUCUCUUUUAUUGGGUAUUGUGAUGAAGGUGGAGAGAUGAUUAUAGUUUAUGACUAUGCCAUAAAUGGAAGCCUUGAUCAUCAUCUACAAAACCGAUCUAAGAUGGGUUGCAUAUCAUGGACAGAACGCCUCACGAUUUGCAUUGGGGCUGCUAGGGGACUGAAUUACCUUCACUCGGGUCUUGGGGAGCACAACAAAGUAAUACACAGAGACGUCAAGAGUUCUAACAUAUUGUUAGAUGAGAAUUUUGUGGCGAAAAUUUGCGAUUUUGGUUUGUCCAAAUCGGGUCCCAGAAAUCAGCCUGAUACCAAACUCUAUACAAAGGUUGCUGGUACACAGUUUUACAUAGAUCCCACUUACCAUGAAAGCCGCAUACUCCAAAAAGAGUCAGAUGUAUACUCGUUUGGCGUGGUACUCUUUGAAGUCCUGAGUGGGAUGCUGGUUUAUCAUGAAAGGAUCAUUGAAGAUGAGCAACAGUUUCUAAUGAAUUGGGUUCGACGAUACCAUGAGAUGGAACCACGCAUGGUAAUUGAUCCUGAUAUAAUAGAUCAAAUUGACAGUCGUUCUUUUGAUACUUACAAAGAAGUAGCAUACCAGUGCAUAAGCUAUAAUUUAAUUGAGCGCCCGACAAUGGACGUUGUCCUUAGAAGGCUUGAGGAAGCAUUAACUAUGCAAUUGAUUGCCUAG
Lactuca sativa (garden lettuce) is the source of this 1098-nucleotide messenger RNA. The record is from RefSeq and is a predicted model, not a curated record. Lineage: Eukaryota; Viridiplantae; Streptophyta; Magnoliopsida; Asterales; Asteraceae.